Molecule: messenger RNA, 1763 nt
Organism: Xiphias gladius (swordfish)
Lineage: Eukaryota; Metazoa; Chordata; Actinopteri; Istiophoriformes; Xiphiidae
Product: tubulin beta-2A chain-like
Exons: 4
Coding region: 84-1433 (449 amino acids)
Biological process (GO): mitotic cell cycle; microtubule cytoskeleton organization
Cellular component (GO): microtubule; cytoplasm
Molecular function (GO): GTP binding; structural constituent of cytoskeleton; GTPase activity
Source: RefSeq, a predicted model, not a curated record
GAGAAACACAGCGGCAAGAGACUGAAGACUGGACACCGGCGAAGUCGAGACAGGACGCACUCCGCCCGCAUCCGCAGCGCACCAUGAGGGAAAUCGUUCACAUCCAGGCUGGGCAGUGUGGAAAUCAGAUCGGGGCGAAGUUCUGGGAAGUGAUAAGUGACGAGCAUGGCAUCGAUCCCACCGGUAGUUACCAAGGUGACAGCGACCUGCAGCUGGAGAGGAUAAAUGUCUACUACAAUGAGGCGUCAGGUAGCAAAUUUGUCCCCCGUGCCAUUCUGGUGGACCUGGAGCCAGGAACCAUGGACUCAGUUCGCUCCGGCCCAUUUGGACAGCUAUUCAGGCCUGACAACUUUGUCUUUGGUCAAAGUGGAGCAGGAAAUAACUGGGCCAAGGGUCACUACACCGAGGGAGCUGAGCUGGUUGACUCGGUCCUGGAUGUGGUGAGGAAGGAGUCUGAGAACUGCGACUGCCUCCAGGGCUUUCAGCUCACCCACUCUCUGGGCGGAGGUACAGGCUCGGGAAUGGGCACACUGCUCAUCAGCAAGAUCCGCGAGGAGUACCCUGACCGGAUCAUGAAUACCUUCAGCGUCAUGCCUUCACCGAAGGUGUCUGACACUGUGGUGGAGCCCUACAAUGCCACUCUCUCUGUCCACCAGCUUGUGGAAAACACAGAUGAGACCUUUAGCAUUGACAAUGAGGCCCUGUACGAUAUUUGUUUCCGCACCCUGAAGCUGACCACACCUACCUACGGAGACCUCAAUCACCUAGUAUCAGCCACCAUGAGCGGGGUGACCACCUGUCUCCGCUUCCCUGGCCAACUCAACGCUGACCUCCGUAAGCUGGCUGUCAACAUGGUGCCCUUCCCUCGCUUGCAUUUCUUCAUGCCGGGCUUUGCGCCUCUCACAAGUCGGGGCAGUCAGCAGUACCGUGCCCUCUCUGUGCCAGAGCUCACACAGCAAAUGUUCGACGCCAAGAAUAUGAUGGCAGCCUGUGACCCUCGUCAUGGACGCUACCUCACUGUGGCAGCUAUUUUCCGCGGCCGUAUGUCCAUGAAGGAAGUGGAUGAGCAGAUGUUGAGCGUGCAAAACAAGAACAGCAGCUACUUUGUUGAGUGGAUUCCAAACAAUGUCAAGACCGCUGUUUGCGACAUCCCACCCCGUGGUCUCAAGAUGUCAGCCACCUUCAUUGGCAACAGCACAGCCAUCCAGGAGCUGUUCAGGAGGAUAUCGGAGCAAUUCACGGCCAUGUUCCGUCGCAAGGCUUUCCUCCACUGGUACACUGGAGAGGGAAUGGAUGAGAUGGAGUUCACUGAGGCCGAGAGCAACAUGAACGACCUGGUGUCUGAGUAUCAGCAGUAUCAGGAUGCCACUGCGGAUGAGAUGGGUGAAUAUGAAGAAGAUGAAAUAGAGGAUGAGGAGGAAGUCCGCCACUGAUGACAAAACACUGACCUGACAUUCUGAUUUAAUCAGUCCCUUCAAAUAGUAAUUGUUUUUGGACAGUGCAGUGAGAUCAUAAGAAGCACGAUAGUGAUGCAGAUGCUCAACUACAUAUUGCAGGGUCCAGAUCAUGAUGAAUUAUAGCUGUUUAGCAAAAACUAUGCUGCAUAUAGAUAUGGCUUUUACUGACAAAGAUCAUGAGUGGUGUUAGAAUUUAAAAAUAUGCAAGUAUUAUUGUGUUUGGUUUUCCAAGUCAUGCUUUACCAGUGUCAACAAAGAAGUACAGUGUUGGUCUAAAUACGGUUUUGUAACAUUUACUUCAACAUG